Neomonachus schauinslandi (Hawaiian monk seal) is the source of this 4138-nucleotide messenger RNA. Its product is annotated as adenylate cyclase type 10-like. Lineage: Eukaryota; Metazoa; Chordata; Mammalia; Carnivora; Phocidae. The record is from RefSeq and is a predicted model, not a curated record. Gene Ontology annotation, molecular function: adenylate cyclase activity. Bases 54 to 3479 code for a protein of 1141 amino acids. The transcript is spliced from 24 exons. Gene Ontology annotation, cellular component: cytoplasm.
UUUUUUAUGAUGAGUGGUUUUGAGGCUCUAAGGCAGUAUUUUAACCAAGCAUAAUGUACAGGGCCAAGGAACCUCGCCUAACACCUUGCAUGAUAUCUUCUGCAUUAUUGGGAGCUUUGCCCAGAUCAGGUGAAUCCAGAUAUUUGAUCCUUGUCAGCCUGUCUUGUGUGUCUGCAGGGAAUGUGCUUCUGGCACUCUGGACAGUGAAACAGAAUCAACUCAGUGACAUCAUUACCCUGGUGGCAAAAUGCAGUCUGGAGAUACAGGAGAAAUUUGGGAUCUACCAUACCAGAGAAGGCCAGGACCUGCAGCUAAAGAUAGGUCUAUCUGCAGGUCGGUUUUCCCAGGUUAUUGUUGGAGAUGAGCAGCGACAGUACCUCUUGGUGAUUGGGCGGAAUGUGGAUGAUGUCCAGGUAGCUCAGCGUUUGGCUCAGGCAAAUGAGAUUGUCUUGUCCUGGAACUGCUGGAAGCUUUGUGAGCAGUACAUGUUUGAAGUGGAAAUCAUGAGGGAGGAUGAAGCUGUGAAGUUAAGAGAUAUGCGGAUCAUUGACCCAUUUGAUUUUGAUGAGCAUUUUGACAAGUGCCUCGAUUACCUGCCACAUUACCGGACAAGUGCUGAUACUCUAAGAACUGCCCUGGAGUUGGAUCCAGACUCUACGCUUGAACAAACCCUGCGGAAGCACAUAAUGAAAAACCUCUUGAAGAAGAUUGAUGAAGGGCAGCCUAUGGAGUAUAUAUCCGAAUUCCGUACCGUGACUAUGGUUUUGGUCAGCCUAGAGUUCCACAAGACAGCAUGGAUGUCGCAUUUGUGUCAUCUUAUCCAGGAGGCUGCCCUGUACAUCUCCACAGUCAUAGAGCAAGGGGGUGGCCAGCUAAGCCGGAUCUUUAUGUUUGAGAAAGGCUGCAUGUUCCUCUGUGUUUUUGGCCUUCCCGGGGAUAAGAAGCCAGAUGAGUGUGCACAUGCCCUGGAGAGCUCCUUCAGCAUCUUCAGCUUCUGCUGGGAGAAUCUUGCUGAGACCAAAAUGUUUGGGAGGAGACAUUUGGCCAGAGAGAGAAAUAAAAAUCACCCUUUGUUAGACCGGGAAAAAGAAUUAGAAGCCUUCCAAAUGGCACAGCGGGAAUGUUUGCACCAGAAGAAGGGACAAGCAGUUUUGUAUGAAGGUGGAAAAGGCUAUGGAAAAAGUCAGCUGUUGGCUGAAAUAAACUUCCUAGCCCAAAAGGAAGGACACAGGGUGUUACCAUUGAAGCUGAAGGAAGCAGAUUUCAAGCAGUGCUUCUAUGCCAUCCAGACCCUCAUGGCCAUCUUCUUUGAGAUUGAUGCAUGUCCAGCCUAUUACCGGCAAGAGUGCCUACACAAACAGCUCCAUGGGAUGGUGGAGGAGCCUCUUCACUGCCUUUUUAAUGACCUCUUCUUUGUGAAGUUUCCCUUGUCCUUCAAAGUUUCGCACAUGGAUGACCUGACCAGACAAAAGAAGGUUAAGGCAUGUUUUUUUCAAGUGCUUCAGGAGGCAGUGAGGGAAACACCACUGAUUUUCCUCAUUGACGAAGCCCAAUAUAUGGAUGCAGCUUCCUGGGAAUUUUUGGAAACAUUACUCUCCACUGUGCCCAUCAUCAUGGUGAUGACAUUGACCUCUACCUUCACCCUGUGUGGCUGUGCCCAGCACUUCUUGCAGAGCUCUCAGGCUGUCCUUGUGCCCAUUUUGAAGUUGGCAACAACCUCACUGUUGCGAAUGGCAUGUUGGGAACUGGGGGUGGUGAGCAUCCCCCAAGAGCUGCAGAUCUACCUUCUCCACAGGUGCUUUGGAAACCCCCUCUACUGUGAGGUCUUAUGCCAGGACCUUCUCUCCAAAGAUGUAUUGCUCUUUCACGACCUCCAAAAGGAGGAGAAGAACAGCAAGUGGGAGACACUCUCAGCCAAUGCGAUGAAAUCUACAAUAUAUGGUAUUCUUCCUGCUGGCUCUGAAGAAGACCAGGAACUUUAUAUCUGCACAGUCAAGGAUGAUGUGAACUUGGAUACUGUGCUUCUCCCACCAUUAUUAAAAGAAAUAGCAGUAAACCAGUUGGAUCAAUUGAGCCUAGAGGAGCAGUUGCUGGUUAAGUGUGCUGCAGUCAUUGGUCACUCCUUCCACAUAGAUCUCCUGCAGCACCUCCUGCCUGGCUGGAAUAAAAACAAGCUACUUCAGGUGCUGAGGGCUCUUGUGGAUAUACAUGUGCUCUGCUGGCUCAGCAAGAGUCAAGAGCUUCCUGCCGAGUCAAUAUUAGUGCCUUCCUCUAUCAAGAUUAUUGAACAAACCAAAGAGCAGAAGAAGAAAAAGUCAGAUGCUGACUCUCCUCUCAGUCUGCAAGAGGAAUUAUCUCUACCUCAAACAGAGAUGCUAGAAUUUGGAGUGCCACUAUUACGGGAAGCUGCUUGGGAGCUGUGGCCCAAGGCACAGCAGAUAGCCCUGCACCUUGAAUGUGCCUGCUUUCUCCAAGAUUUGGCCUGCCGCUGUCAGAGCUGUCAUGGGGGGGACUUUGUCCCCUUCCACCGUUUUGCCAUCUGUUCUGCUAAGAGCUGCAGUGGGAUCUCCCGGUUCUGUAGUUACAAAGAUACUGGCUCAGUACUAACACAAGUGAUCACAGACAAAUUGCAGCUGCCUUCUCCCCAAGAUAGUUUUCAGUUCCAGACAAAACCAUUCAGAAGUCAGGAGGCCUUCACAAGUGAACACUGCAGAACAGAGGAAGAGUUCCUGGAUCAGGUGAACAGGAAGCUGGCUCAGACCAGCCCCGAGAAAGACAUGUUGACCACAAAGCCCUGUCACUGUGAGGAAAUCCUGCAGUUAGUGCUCUCACCCCUCACCCAGCACUGUCUGGUCAUCGGAGAAACCACAUGUGCAUUUUAUUACCUGCUGGAGGCUGCUGCAGCCUCCUUGGACCUGUCAGAUAAUUACAUGGCCUUCUUUUAUUUGAGGAAGGCAAGCAGUCUUCUGGGCCAGCCCUCAGCAUUCUCAUUUUUGAAAAAGCACAAAGUGAAGAUCUGUCAGUUUGAGGAAGCCAUUUUCUGCUGUCUUCGGUCAGAGGUCUGUUUCAACAUGGGACAGAUCACGUUGGCCAAAAAAUUGGCCAGGCAAGCCCUUCGACUGCUGAAAAGGAAUUUCCCUUGGACCUGGUUUGGUGUCUUUUUCCAAACAUUCCUGGAAAAAUAUUGGCGUUCCUGUUCCCUAAGCCAACCUCCAAACAACCCUAGUGAGAAUAAGAAGAAGCUGGCAGUCCUGCAGCAGCGGGUCCACUGCCUCUCCCUGCUCUGGCAGCUCUAUAACCUGGACACCACAGCCAGUAGCCGCAGGUUUGCCUGCCUCGCCACUCUCAUGCAGAAGAAUUCUGCUGAGGAGUUUGCAAAUGAAGCCCAGGUUUUCAAGCUCAUGAGAUAUGCAGACACCUCAAGAAACCAGCUCUGGAGAAUCUGGUUCUCUCAGUUCUCUUCAGAUCUGCUUUUCUGAAGAAGAAGUUUGCCCAGGACUCCCAGUGGAAUCUGUUUGAGCACCACUUCUCCAAGGCUCGCCAGUUGGUGAAAAGAACCAAUGCCUCACUAUUUGGUUCACAUGGCUUUGUCCGAUUCCUGGAGUGCCAUGUGCUAAUGUUACAAAAAAUGCCAGAGGGUGUCUUCAUGCAUACUCCCCCAGAGACCCGCAGCCAAACCCUCAAGUACUGUGAGGAGUUCUUCUCUCGAUGUGUAACCUGCCCCGUCUAUCACCAGUGGGUCUCUGAACUUAAAGCCUCUAUAAUGAGAUACGGAAAGAGAGAAUCCAUGUCCUCGACUAACAUUGUCAGACCUUUUGACACCUGCUUGACCAGGAUUUGGAUAGAGGGAGAAUUCUUGGAGGAAAACAAUUCCUUUGGAAGAAAUUUAGGAAUACAGAGAUUUGACAGAGUAGCUGAUGUCAAGGAGAAUAAGGAUGAAGAAGAAAUUAAAGACUGUAUAUGUUAAAGAAAAUCAUCUGAAGGGACCAUGGUUCUCUUGUUGUAUAUAACACAAAGAAAUGACCCAAGUUUUCCUUUCUAAGAUACUGUAUAGUGUACAUAUUUAAUAUACUAGCCUUUUACAGUCACCACUAUCUAUAGCUUUGUCAAAAUAAAAGCCUAUGUUUCUGAAGCAUGA